Gekko japonicus is the source of this 687-nucleotide messenger RNA. Its product is annotated as olfactory receptor 11G2-like. The transcript has a single exon. The record is from RefSeq and is a predicted model, not a curated record. Gene Ontology annotation, molecular function: olfactory receptor activity; G protein-coupled receptor activity. NCBI's taxonomy places the organism in Eukaryota, Metazoa, Chordata, Lepidosauria, Squamata, Gekkonidae. Gene Ontology annotation, biological process: G protein-coupled receptor signaling pathway. Gene Ontology annotation, cellular component: membrane. The annotation marks the transcript as partial.
GGCUGCAUCUCCCAGCUCUACCUUUUCUUUGCCUUGGCUUCCACUGAAUGUUUCUUGUUAGUGACUAUGGCCUAUGACCGCUACUUGGCUAUCUGCCGCCCUCUUCAUUAUCCAACCCUUAUGACACUGCAAAUAAGUACCCGGAUGGUGACAGCAGCCUGGGUGGCUGGAUUCCUCGCCCCCUUGGUUCCUAUUGUCCUCAUUUCUCAGCUUUCCUUCUGUGGGCCUAAGGAAAUCCAUCAUUUCUUCUGUGAUGUUGGGCCCCUGCUGAGGCGCUCAUGUGGUUCUGCCUUUCUCAGCUCAACACUUGUGACAGUGUUGGCCUCCAUGGUCAUCCUCAGCACUUGUGCAUUCACCAUGGUGUCCUACACCUUCAUCAUCUUCUCCAUCCUCCGUAUCCCUUCAGCCAGUGGGAGACAGAAGGCAGUUUCAACUUGUGGCUCACACCUCACUGUGGUGGCCAUUUUCUAUGCCACAACCAUUUUUACAUAUGCACGACCCAUCUCCACUACUGCUUCUGAGCUGGACAAGGUGGUAUCAGUCUUUUAUGCAGUAGUCACCCCACUUCUGAAUCCAAUGAUUUACAGCCUAAGGAACAAGGAGGUCAGGGAAGCUCUGAAGAAACUGGUGAGCAGGAAGCAGGUGUUUGUGAAGAAUAUUGGAACUGUAAUCAUGGUUUGCUGGUAG